AUGGAGGCAGACACUUGGGCUUCUGUCUCUUGGGGAUCUGCUGCUUAUUCUGCGGCAGCUGCUAACGAAGAGCUGAAGAAUCGAUUGCUCGGAGGCGUUGCGCGGACCCUGGAGCUGUUGCUGCUUGAGGAGCUGCAACAGCAGCAGCAACAACAACGAACGCCACAAACACAGCAGAGACAGCAGCAGCUGCUGCACAACUGCGCCAGAACUUGCAUAUGUGGCUGCUCGUCCCCCUGUUUUGUGUCUGUGCAGCAGCAAGAAGCAGCAGCGGCUGUUGCUGCUGGAUUGCUGCGCCGGGUCUACGUACUCCCGGUGGCUUCUCUGUUGUUGUCUCCAGCUCCCACAUCAAACUCUGCGCGGUCCUCGGUUGCCCUGUUGCUGCCUGCUGAGGAAGUAAGACAGUGGCAGCAGCAGCAGCGGCAGCAACAGGAGAAACAACCGCAACAGCUGCAGCAACCGCGGCAGCCGCAGCAGCAACAGCAACAACCGCAUCAGUGGUAUCUGCUUCGAGACAAGUGGCGAGGUCCUUCUCUUCAGACUGCUGGCGACCUGUGCCUUCUUGUUAAUGCAGCGGCAGCAGCAGAAGCAACACAGAGCGCACUUACCACUGCAACUGCUGCUGAGGAUGCAGCAGCAGCACGCGAAGCCAUAGCAGCCGAGUUUGUGGGCCCCGGCCUCCCCGCUGCUGCAGCAGAACUCAUGGAGCAGCGGCAGCAACUGCCGCUCAUGAUACAGGAGCUGAACCGCGGCACUAAUAUCAGCAACAGCAGCGCCAACAGCAGCAGCAUAAACGCCAGCACCACCAACAGCAACAACGCCAACAACAGCAACAUCAGCACCACCUCCACCAACAGGAACAGCAGCAGCGGCAGCAGCGCUAGCACUAGCAACACCAGUUCGUCUGCAGGCGGCAACAGCAGCAGUUGCAGCUGUAGCGGCUUGUUUUUGAGCAGCGGCAGCAGGGCAGCAGCAGGAGAGGUGCAUUUGACUCGAGUAGAAGCAGCAAACGUCCAGCAGUAUUUCAGCGCAUUGGAGAUGAUGGAUGUUGACGGGUGUUCAGACACCCCAGCAGAUGCUCCGCUCCCUGCUGUCUCCUUGCUGCAGCAAGCAGACAGCAGCAGUAGCAGCAGCAGUAGCAGCAGCCUAGAAGACUCCACGGGGGGGGUCCAGAAAAGCGCAGAUUUGUUCACGGUUGCUCUCGAGACCUGGAUGCAGACGUCACAGCAGCAGCAGCAACAACCUCUGAAAUCACCAAAUCGGAAGCAGCAGCAAUGCUUGCGGGAACGCAUUGCCGCCGAGGUAAUUCAGCGCCUGGCAGCCAAAGCAAGCAGCAACAGCAAUCCCAGCAGCAGCAGCAACAGCAACGACGUGGCUCCACGUGGUGCAGGACCACGGCGCACAACACCAGCAAAAGUAACAGUAGCAGAAGCGGGAGGAGCAACAGCGGCAACGGCAGGCGCUCGUGUUUCAUCCCCGAAUAAGGCCCUCCAUUUCUUCCCUCCAAACGCUUCAUCUGUCUCUCUUCGGCUGAUCCCCGCAUUAAUAAACAAUCUCCCAGACUUUCUCGAUAAGCGCAUGCAGAAGGAGACAGCGUGUGGUCAAUCUCCCGCGGUGGCUCUUCCCCCCCAGCAGCAACACAAACACCUGUAUCACCAGCAGGCGGUGAAGCAGCAGCAGCAGUAA
This is a messenger RNA of Eimeria mitis, 1686 nucleotides long. RefSeq lists its product as uncharacterized. The record is from RefSeq and is a predicted model, not a curated record. The coding region runs from base 1 to 1686 and encodes 561 amino acids. Lineage: Eukaryota; Apicomplexa; Conoidasida; Eucoccidiorida; Eimeriidae. The transcript has 3 exons.